AAGAAACGCUGGUUUAUCCUGCGGAGUGGCCGGAUGAGCGGUGACCCAGAUGUUCUGGAAUACUACAAGAAUGAUCACUCAAAGAAGCCCUUGAGGAUCAUCAACCUGAACUUCUGUGAGCAGGUGGAUGCAGGCCUGACCUUCAACAAGAAGGAGCUGCAGGAUAGUUUUGUGUUUGACAUCAAGACCAGCGAGCGCACCUUUUAUCUGGUGGCUGAGACAGAGGAGGACAUGAAUAAGUGGGUCCAGAGCAUCUGCCAGAUCUGUGGCUUCAAUCAGGCUGAGGAGAGCACAGACUCCCUGAGAAACCUCUCCUCCACCAGUCACGGCCCCCGCUCUUCUCCAGCCGAGCUCAGCAGCUCCAGUCAGCACCUUCUCCGAGAACGGAAGUCCUCAGCCCCAUCGCACUCCAGCCAGCCCACGCUGUUCACCUUUGAACCCCCGGUGUCCAACCACAUGCAGCCCGCCUUGUCCACCAGUGCGCCUCAGGAGUAUCUCUACUUGCAUCAGUGCAUCAGCCGGAGAGCGGAGAACGCAAGGAGUGCCAGCUUCUCUCAGGGCACCAGGGCCUCAUUUCUCAUGAGGAGCGACACAGCUGUACAGAAGCUCGCCCAGGGCAACGGACACUGUGUCAAUGGGGUCAGUGGUCAAGUCCAUGGCUUCUAUAGCCUCCCCAAGCCAAGCCGGCACAAUACGGAAUUCAGAGACAGUACCUACGACCUCCCCCGGAGCCUAGCCUCCCAUGGUCACACUAAGGGCAGCCUCACAGGCUCUGAGACCGAUAACGAGGACGUAUACACCUUCAAGACGCCCAGCAACACCCUGUGUCGGGAGUUCGGGGACCUCCUAGUGGACAAUAUGGACGUUCCAGCCACCCCGCUCUCAGCCUACCAGAUCCCUAGGACGUUCACGUUGGACAAGAACCACAAUGCCAUGGCAGUGGCCACUCCUGGGGACUCGGCCAUCGCCCCUCCUCCCCGGCCACCCAAGCCAAGUCAGGCAGAAACCCCUCGAUGGGGCAGCCCUCAGCAGAGACCUCCAAUCAGCGAAAGCAGCAGAUCCAUCUCUGCCGCGGCCACCAUCCCCAGGCGCAACACCCUCCCAGCCAUGGACAACAGCCGACUGCACCGAGCUUCUUCCUGUGAGUCCUACGAGUACCCGCAGCGUGGUGGAGAGAGUGCAGGCCGGUCUGCCGAGUCCAUGAGUGAUGCAGUCAGUUCUUUCCUGCCAGGGAAAACCGCUGUGGGUCGGUCCGAGAGCACCAAUUCUGAGGACAACUACGUCCCCAUGAAUCCAGGGUCCUCCACCUUGCUGGCCACGGAGCGAGCAAGUGAUAACUCCCAGAGUGUCUACAUCCCCAUGAGCCCGGGCCCCCACCACUUUGAGGCGCUUGGCUACCCCUCAGCAGCCCUUUCUAUGCACCGGGGCCCCAGCCGAGGGAGUGAGAUCCAGCCACCUCCCGUCAACCGCAACCUCAAACCUGACCGGAAAGUGAAGCCAACACCACUUGACCUGAGAAACAACACUGUCAUUGACGAACUCCCCUUCAAGUCACCUGUCACCAAGUCUUGGUCGAGGGCCAUCCACACCUUCAAUUGCGGCUCCUCCCAGUACUGCCGCCCCAUCUCCACCCAGAGCAUCACCAGCACGGACUCCGGAGACAGCGAAGAGAACUACGUCCCCAUGCAAAAUCCAGUGUCUGCAUCUCCCAUUCCCAGUGGCACCAACAGUCCCGCCCCGAAGAAGAGCACGGGCAGCGUCGAUUAUCUGGCCCUGGACUUCCAGCCGAGCUCCCCCAGCCCCCACCGCAAGCCAUCCACGUCAUCUGUCACUUCCGAUGAGAAGGUGGACUACGUUCAAGUGGACAAGGAGAAAACCCAGGCCCUGCAGAACACCAUGCAGGAGUGGACAGAUGUGCGGCAGUCCUCGGAGCCUUCCAAGGGUGCUAAGCUGUGACGCAGGGGCCACCACGCCUGGGGAGGUGCCCGGAGGCAGCAUCUCCAGAGCUGGCUCCUCCCCUCGGUCCCCCCCACCACACACACAUUUUCUCCUCUUCCAGUGCCCCCUCCUGCCACUCUGGCCUUCAAAGCACUUGAUGUCAGGGACCCUGAACCCUUCUGAGAGGUAAGGGCCUGAUGGAGGCCCACCCUCUGCCCACUCGGGGCCCAGCUUUGAUUUGUAUCAGUAACGGCCAUGCCUCUAUCCAUCUUAGUUAGAGCUGUUGCCAAAAAGCAUCCUUCAGCCUCUUCCUGUCCUUCAGACCCGAAUAUCUACUAGGCUUUGGGAGGGGCUGGGGCUCUGAGCCAGAUUCCACACCUCACUUCCGGCCAUAGCCCUCAAGCCCUCUUCCCUCCAGCUCCUGGGCUACCUCUCCUUCAGUCCCAGAAGAUGCCACGUUGUCUCACUGAUCCAGGGAGCCCAGGACCAGCAGACCAAAGUGGACAGGGACUUCUUCAUCCUUGUGUUUCUUGGUAGAGGAGAGGCAUGGCCCCCCAGAAGAUGGAGUUGAGAAGGAAGGUUAGCAGUGGUCUUGAGGGACACAGGAAGGAGGUCCCCGAUGCAGAAGGCAGGUGAUCUGGGCAGUGGCCCCGCCACUGUGUAGUCGUGGUGGGUUCGGAGAGGCAGGAGGAGGAAGGAGGACGCAAGGGAGGGAAAACAGAGGAGGAUGGGCAACCACAAACCAGGAGCAGGGGGUGACCAGGAUCCCAUGGGGUCAGGGCCCCUAGAACCGUGGAGCGUACAGGCCCUCCUCCGGGGGCGCACCCCGCCAGAGGGGACGGUGCUGGGUGCUGCAGGGUGCCGGCGGAGGCUGGUGCUGAGGGAAGGCAGUGCAGGGUGGGGAGGGAGCGUGGGGCGGACGGGAGGUGCUGUAGCGGGGAGAGUGCAGCAAGUGUGUCUCUGCAUGACAGGUGGUGGGGGGCAGGCAGAUAACCGGUGGGCUGAGAGGCCAU
Messenger RNA from Neomonachus schauinslandi (Hawaiian monk seal), 2951 nucleotides. RefSeq names its product GRB2 associated binding protein 2 (gene GAB2). The transcript is spliced from 9 exons. The record is from RefSeq and is a predicted model, not a curated record. Lineage: Eukaryota; Metazoa; Chordata; Mammalia; Carnivora; Phocidae. Bases 34 to 1956 code for a protein of 640 amino acids.